This is a messenger RNA of Pocillopora verrucosa, 861 nucleotides long. The record is from RefSeq and is a predicted model, not a curated record. Lineage: Eukaryota; Metazoa; Cnidaria; Anthozoa; Scleractinia; Pocilloporidae.
AUGUCUCUCUGUAUCUGCUGCAAGACUUUGUCGUUCUUUAAAGGAAUGCCAUCCGGUGGUUCUAAAGCGUUAUCAGUGUUCUUGUCUUCAUCGCUCCUAUUGUCAUCGUUAACAGUAUUUACACGAUCAUUCUCGUUUUUACUGACAUCAACAUCGCCAAUAUCUUUGGCACCUCACAUCGUCCUCGUUAUCAGCACGGCCCUCAUCAUCCUCGUUAAAACUGAUAUUGAGAUCGCCAACAUCUUUGGCACUCCUCCCAUUGUUGUCGUUAUCAGCACCACGGCUAUCAUACUCAGUAAAACUGAUAUUAACAUCACCAACAUCUCAUCGUCAUCGUUAUCAGAAACCUUCCGUUUUGAAAAAUCUUACUGGACUGAUAAAAACGAGUACAACCCUUCAGGAGGAGAGACUGGGUUUGACGAACAAGAAUCAAAGCUACCCACCUACUGGAACACAUCCUUCUCCAAGAUCUGUCUUGGAAUGAAGAUCAACCAACAGCUCAGAUUUAUUGUUGUCAACAAGCUGGCUGACUCUCUGCACUCAAUAAUUGCUGAUGGCCAAUACCGAAGCACGUCGCUGGGUCGUGACGAGUGGAAAAAGUUGAUUGGCAGCAACGCCUCUUUACAGCGCAACUGUAACAAGGAAGGAUUCAAUGCCUUUAGUGGUCGAACUGAUCGUUCUAAAGUCAGAAUUGGUAUUGUUAGCAAUAAUGGGAACGACUGCCACUCGUGCAACUCUUUCAUUGGAUUUGGUACGGGAAGUCACCCUAAUGACGCAAAAUCUUGUGGAAACGAGGCAAGAGAAGAUUCAGAUAAUGGACCCAAGAGUAUCAAAGCCAUAGGGUACAUAUUGGUGCAAUAA